CCUUCAACCGCUAUAAUCAGCAAGUCCAUUGCUUCAGUCGACUCUUGACACUCACUGCGUCAAGUCUCAAGAUACCGUUUUAAUUAAAUAAUAUUUGUGAUUAAAGCAAGAAAAUAAUAUCAGGUGUUGCGAAAAUAAAGUUCAAGUAUCAUCUGAUCUAUAAAACUAUAAAGAUCUAUCAAAAGAUCAAUAGACUAUACUUGAUGUAUUGGCCCAAGUCUCAUUGAAUUUCUCUCGAUUGAAAAAUCAGGCUACCAAGAUUCAGAGUGAUUCAAGAAAAGAGGCUACAACUUUUUUCACCACAGUGAUCUUAAUUCAGUGGAAGUACUAAUAAAGUAUUCAAAAAUCAAAACAGGAAGUGCAUCAACCAGUUGAGAUUAAUGAAACUUGGUAGUUGCUGCUGCUGUUGUCUUGCUUGAAUAAAAUUGAUGAUCAAAACAUCGAUCAUUGGAUCGUUUAUAAAAAUCUUCUUUCAUGAAUCUUUCAUGCUGGUAGGCCUUGUCAAUCAAAAAUUUUUAAUAGACUCCCUGUGGCUCCACUGAUGAUGUUGUCACAAAAUCAUCAUAAAAAUAUCAAAAUUUUAUAACAAAAAUUAUUCUUAUCAAAUAUCUUAAAAUGCUAAGUAACUGGGUGAUUUGAGAAUAAAAAUAAAUAAAUAAAAUAUACUAUAAAACGGUAUCAGUACCAUAAACAGGAAGAAUAAAGAAAAGUAAAAAAGAAAUUAAAUAAACAGAUGCAGGAAUCUGAGACUGGCGCCAUGUCAGUUAUUACGAUAUAGAAAGGAGAAAGAAAUCGAGCAAUGGAGAACGAUUGUGGACAACACUGGGAUAAAGAUAAGACCAAAACAAAAUAAUAAAAUAAAGUUCAAGUGUUGCCAUAUAUGAUAGUACAUGCAUUUGUAUUUUGUGAAACAUACAACCACAUGAAUUGAAAAAAAGAAAGAAACCAAAUUUAUUAUUAUUCGAGAAUCUUAUUUUCAACCACGUAUAUUUUUAACCAAUGAUUUUUUUUAUUUUUUUAAUUCUAAUUUCACAACUGUUGCCAUCAAACUAAAAACCGCACUGUCACCACAUAAACACACACGUACACAUACACAUUUGUUUAUUCAUUUUAAGUUUAAUUUACAUCUUGAAAACAAAAAGUAAAAAAAAAGUGCAGCAAACAUGCUCUGUGGUUCAUUUAAAAAAAAAAGACGUCAACCAGGCGAUGAAUAUCGUCUAGUAAGAUCAAAUAAUACCCAGAUUAUUUCAAUGAAUGACAACACUGAAGAAUCAAUCAAGGCAACCAAUAAAUUGUCAUCAAAAUCUUCAUCAAUAAAAGAUCUAAUAAUAAUGGGCUUGGACAAUGUGAGCUCAGCAACCCUAAGGCCAUUUAAUUCAGACAUCAACACACCGAGAAUUGACAGUUAUCGAUUUUCCAUGGCAAAUCUUGAAGAUUCUCAAGAUGUUGAUCUUGAUGCAAUUCUUGGUGAGUUGUGUGCACUUGAAAGACGUUGCGAUGGGGACAUUGCCUCGACACCGGCGCCAGACACCCAACGACCUGGAAGACCAAACAGCGGAAGAAUCAAUCCAGGUGACAGUACAGACAUUGGAAAAAAUGAUGGUGGUAUACGUACUGAUAGUCCUGACAAUGACAGUGCAUUUUCUGAUACUGUAUCAAUGUUGUCAAGUGAAAGUUCAGCAAGUAGCAGUGGUUCAGGACAUAAACUACCACAACCAGUUAUGCAUCCACCACCUCCACAGCAAUCACAUCAACUUAUGGAUGCAGCAAGUCGUGCUAAAGCUGAAAAAAUACGUCUUGCAUUGGAGAAAAUGCGUGAAGCAAGUGUACAAAAAUUAUUUAUCAAAGCAUUUACAUUGGAUGGUAGUGGAAAAAGUCUUCUUGUUGAUGAAGGAAUGAGUGUUGCACAUGUUUGCCGUUUACUUGCUGACAAAAAUCAUGUUGCAAUGGAUCCCAAGUGGGCUGUUGUUGAACAUCUUCCUGAUCUUUUUAUGGAGAGAAUUUAUGAGGAUCAUGAACUUCUUGUGGAAAAUCUUUUGUUAUGGACAAGAGAUUCAAAAAAUAAAUUAUUAUUUGUUGAAAGACCAGAUAAAACUCAAUUAUUUUUAUCACCAGAAAAAUAUUUACUUGGACAAUCAGACAGACAUGCUACUGAAUAUGACGAUCAUUCUCGUAAUAUAUUACUUGAAGAAUUUUUUUCAAGCAGUAAUAUUGGUGUACCAGAGGUUGAGGGUCCACUCUACUUGAAAUCAGAUGGUAAAAAAGGAUGGAAAAAAUAUCAUUUUAUAUUACGUGCAUCUGGUCUUUAUUAUUGGCCAAAAGAAAAAGCAAGAACAGCACGUGAUCUUGUUUGUCUAGCAACAUUUGAUGUUAAUCAAGUAUAUUAUGGUGUUGGUUGGAAAAAAAAAUAUAAAGCACCAACUGAUUAUUGUUUUGCUGUAAAACAUCCACGUUUACAACAGCCAAAAUCAACAAAAUAUAUCAAAUUUAUUUGUGCUGAGGAUAAUGCUGUUUUAGAAAGAUGGAUGGUUGGUAUUAGAGUUGCUAAAUAUGGUAGACAAAUAAUGGAAAAUUAUAGAACACUAGUUGAUGAAUUAGCUCAAGAGGAUCUUGAUCUUUUGGCACAUGCUAGAUCAUGCUCAGUUAGUUCAAUUGCUGUACCACAAAAUCAAACACAAUACAAUACAACAAAUGAUAAUGCACGACAAUUUAGUGAAAAAAAUAGACAAAAUGGUACAAUUAAUGAUAAUGGCACAAGAACAUAUGAUAAUCAACGACAAAAUUAUAAUAAUAAUAAUAACAAUAAUAAUACAGAACAACGACAAAGUUUUACAAAUGAUGGACGUUUAAGUCGUGCAAGUAGUUCAAGUUCAAGUGGUUGUUUGUCUGAUGGUGCACCAAGUAGUUGUGAAGUUGCAUUUGAAUGUGGUGAAUUUCCAACUGGUACAAUAAAACGUAAACCAUCAAUGAAUCCAAAAUUACCAUUAACAUCAAUAACAAGACAAUUAAAAGAAGUUGGUGAAACAGUUAGAGAUGAACCAGAUUCUUGUCCAAGUCCAACAAAUUCAAGUACAAGUACAUUAACAAGAAGACACAGUCGUAGAAGAAGUGGAACAAGUGAUUCUGAUGGUUCUGGUACAUUAAAAAGACAUCAUAGAUCUGGUAAUGCAACACCAGUUAGUCCAGUACCACCAACUACACCAGUUAGAGAAAUUAUUAGUCCAAUAAAUUAUACAAAAACAGAUAGUCAAGAUAUUAAAACACCAACAAGUCCAAUUAAAAAUAAUAAUAAUUGUAUGACUGAUUCAAUAAUGUCAUUACCACCACCACCACCAUCACCAGCAAGAUUAAAUGAAGAUAUUAUUAAUUGUGAUAAUGAACCAUUACCACCACCACCACCAGAAAUGUUUAGAUCAAAUUUAUCAUUGGAUUCAUUACCACCACCACCAGCACCUGGUGAAAUACCAAAUUGUGAUACAGCAAAUUUUACUGGUUCAACAUUGAGUCUUGAUUCAUUACCACCACCACCAUGUCCUCUUGUUGGUGAAACUGGUACAAUAAGACGAGCAAAACCAAAACAAACAAUACAAUGUAAUUCUAUAAUACCUGAUACAUCAUCAACACGUAAUAAUAAUAAUAUUAAUAAUAAUCUUAAUAAUAAUAUUAAUAAUAAUAGUAAUGGACAAAUUUAUGGUAUAAUACAAAAUUGUAAUACGACACAAUCACAAAAUAAUGGCUAUACGCAUAAUAAUGGUAAUACAUCACCUCAUAAUUUAUAUUCUGAAUCAAAUUCAAGUACACCAACUUAUACACCAAGUUCACCGACUUUUAUAUCACCACCACCAUUUAUACCACCACCAGCAUAUAAUUCACAACAACAUAGUCUUCAAAGACAAACAGUUAAAGCUGAAAUUAAUUAUGGUACAUAUCCAGGAAUAGCAACAGUAGCAACACCAACAACAACACCAGUACUACUACAACAACAAAGUGGACAAUUGAUAAAAAAUAAUAUUAAUAAUAAUAGUAAUACUGAUACAGUUAGAAGAAGUGCAUUAAAACAAACAACAAAUAAUUAUUCAACACCACCAUAUCUUGCUGAACUUAAAGCAACAUCAAGUCCACAACCACAAAAACGUGUUACAAUACAAGAACCACCAAUGUCACCAAAAUUAAAAACAGGUACUGGUAAAAAAAUAACAUUUAAUUUACCACCAGAACAAGAUAUUGAUAGUCCAGCAUUACCAUUAAGAAAACCAAUGCCACCAGCACGUUCAGAUAGUACUAAAUUAACAUCACCUAAAAAAUUAGCAGCAUCUGAUCAAGCACCACCUGGUGAUUUUCUUAAAGAUUUACAACGUGUUAUGAGAAAAAAAUGGCAAGUUGCACAAAAAUGUAAAUUAGAUACAACAACAACACCACAUGAGGUACUUGGUUUUCGUGAUCCACCACCAGCAAUUGCUGAUUAUAGAGAAACAAAUGUAUCAAAUUGGGUACAAGAACAUUAUGGAAAUGAUAAUCUUUAUGAAAAUAUUUAUACAAAUGAUCCAAAUGCACCAAUUGAAUAUGCAACAAGUCCAACAUUACAACAAACAAUUAAAUUUACUGAUGAAAAUCAAAGUAUGAAUAUUGCUAAUGUUAUUGCAUGUAAAAAAAGACCACCACCACCACCACCAAAAAGAGCUGAAACUACACAAUUAACAAGCCGUCCAAUGCACUGACAGUAGCUGAUAAUUCAGCCUCAUACUGAGAGGCGAUGGUACUCGUGUUUUUGUAUUUGAUACAAAAAACAUUUUUUCAACAAAAUUAAUUACAACAACAAUAACAACAACAACAACUGUUUUACAAUUUUACUAUUCAAUAUGUGCUUUUAUCUAUAUUCUUAAACACGAAAAUUGGAUGCUUGUUCUCUUAUCUAGUACAGAAAAAAUAAAAAAAAAAAGUCUCCAGUAUGUAUUAUGUAUACGUGCACAUGAAAAGUUUUUGUUGCAAUUUUAUAUAUAUAUAUACCAUCUAAAUUGCUUUUUUACAAGCAAUGAAUAACAAUGAAUUUUUUUUUUUUUCAUUUGAAAAAUGCAAUGUUUAACAAUGCACUUGAAGUUUAGAAUAAAAUUAUAGGAAAAAAAUAAUUAAAUAAAUAUAAAAAGAAAAUACGAAAAAUAAAAAAAAAAUAAAACAAUAAUAAUAAUAAUAAUAAUAUUAAUAAGAAAAUUAUAAAUAAUAUGAAAAAAAUAUGUUAAGAAAAAAAAACACUGCCGCACACUUUAAGGAUGUGAUAUAAAUCGUAAGCCAGCUUAUUAUUAUGCACCAUUUUUCGAUUGGCAAGCCGGUCGAUGCACUCCUUCAUAUGCAUAUAUUCGAAAUCACAUUAUAUAUUAAUUUAUAUUAAAUACUAAAAAAAAUAAAAAAAAAAUAUUUAUAUUAUAUAAUAUUUAAAAAACAAAAAUUAUUAUUAUUAUUAAUUUUCAUUUUAUAUAUAACACGUGAACGUGUUUAUUGACUGUUUAAUUUUUGAUUGAAAUUCAAAAAGAAAAAAAAUAAAAAACGAAAUAAUAACUGGAUGAAAAGAAAUGAAAAUGAAAAAAUAAAAUAAAAAAUAUUAGGCCUGCCACUUUUGUAUAUUUUUAACGCAUAAAGUAAAAAUAUAAAAACAAAAAAAAAUAUAUUAAUAAUCAAGGUGCUUUAUAAAUGACAUUAACAUUGUGACAUUUAUUUACAAUUAAAUAUUGAAAUAAUAAUUGCAUUUAAAUGCAUUAAAACUAUGAAAGCGUAUACGUAAAAUAUAUGUUUAUAAUUGACAUAAUAAUACAUGUGUAGAUUUAAAAUGAGCAGCUUGUGCUCUUCAACAUAAAUGCGAUAAUAUUUAAAUAAUAAUCAAUAUUGAUGGACCUCAAUGUGUGAUCUAAUGUUUUUAUUUUAAUUUUUUUGGAUAGUGUUGUUUGUUAAACAACAAGUUAACAUUUUUUCAAUGAGCACAAAAAUAUUUAUAAUACUAGAUUUUUUUUGUAACUGAUUAAACUCAUUAAUGCCAUUUUUUUGAUAACUGUAUACAAUUAUGCUGCGUGACUGUGUGUCAGUGCUAAUUAGUCUAAAGAAAGAUUAUUAUUUUUUUUUUAUAUCACAAGAUUUAUAUAGAAUUUAUACUUUUUAUUUUUUUUUUUUGAAUUUCUCUAGUGUAACCACAUGUUUAUUGUUAUUAAAGUAUGACGUAUAUAUAGAAGAAUUUAUUUACGAAUUGUAGAAUGUCAAAAAAAAAUAUUUAACAUGAAUUUUGGAAAAAAAAAAUUGUUUUUCGAUUAUUAUUUUGAUUUUUUAUCUCUGUGUUUGGAUUUUUCAAUUUUUUUAAAAAAGAGCUACAAGUCAAAUUUGCAAGUGAAAUCAUAUCUGUCAAAGUAAAGUAAAGAAAUUAAAAUUAAAAAAAGUAAAAACAAAUAAAACACUCAUAGACUAAUGUACGAUAAUCAAAGAACCAAUAGAUAAAUUUUUGAGCCUUAUUGCGAAUGAAAAUU
Aphidius gifuensis is the source of this 6506-nucleotide messenger RNA. RefSeq names its product amyloid beta A4 precursor protein-binding family B member 1-interacting protein. The record is from RefSeq and is a predicted model, not a curated record. Lineage: Eukaryota; Metazoa; Arthropoda; Insecta; Hymenoptera; Braconidae. Gene Ontology annotation, biological process: signal transduction. Bases 1164 to 4718 code for a protein of 1184 amino acids. The transcript has 6 exons.